AAGGUCUUCGUCAAAGAAGAUGCGAGGUCCCUGGUUUCUUGGCGCGCCGAGAAAAAAGGUGCUCCGAGAAAAAAGGCGCUAGCAGAAUAGAAUAAUUUUUGGUGUCAAGGCGCUUCACCAAGCUACUCGACACCGCUUUCCACGUCCGAUUUUUUGGAUGAGACGAUAGAAAGCUAAUUUGAGCUUCACAAUGUCGGCCGAACAGGAGCAGAAUGAGCGGAAACGCAAGAGGGCUGCGAAGGAGCGACCCCGCGAUCACCCAAAAAAACGCAGCAAGGUUCAAGAUGGGGACAAGGAGGUGGACCAGAAGGCAGAAUUGGCAGUGGUACCUGUUAAUGACGCAGUCGGGAACACAGCCAUAGUGCCUGUUAUCAAAAAGAAAGAGAAGAAGGGAAAAAAGAAGGACAAGACGCUAAAAACGACGAAAAUCGAAGUACCGUGGUCAAUCUCAGAGGCUGUUGGAGGAUGGUUUCUUCCUCAUGACCCGGUGUUCUCACCAGACGAGAAAUUCCUUAUUUUGGCGACCAGAAGCUAUCUGCAAAUUUACUCCACCGCAACCUCGUUACUAGUCCGUAGCCUGAGAGUCAUACGAUCUGACAUCACGUCUUAUGCUCUAUCCGAAUCGAAGCCCACUCAGAUAUAUGCUGCCACUGCGGCAGGUCUUAUUACAACGUGGGAUCUGGACACUGGAAAAUGGCUCGGCCGCUGGGAUAUCAAAUCGGAAAUUCGAGGAAUUGCCGCAGCCUUGCCUGCUAAAGGAUCUCAAGACAUUAUCUUCACACAAGAGGCUGGUGGUCGCCAUGUCAUCAACGCGCAAACUCUUAAGACCGACACCGGGGCGUCAGAAAACGAGUUGAAGCAGAUACUGAAAACUGAGGAGCCGAUUCAAUCCUUCCAAGUUCUCUCGACAGGAGCUAUAAUCGUCGUUGCGCUUCAAAAUUCUAUGAUGAUUGGCAAAGCUCUACCGCGGUCAUCUACCGACUUGAAAGAGCUCGAGUACGUUUGGCGGACAUUCAAAAUUCAGCAGGACAUUACAACCUUCCACGCUCGAUUGGAAACCCAAACUGGACCAAUCGCAAUCCCACAAAAGGGAUCAUCCGGGAUCAACCCUGACUCACUCGAUCUUGCAAUAGGUUGUGUCGACGGCGCCAUAUUAUUGUAUAAUGACAUUCUGAGGAAGCUUACAAAGAUUGAGAGAAAGAACGAAAAGAAGAACGAGAAGAAGAACGAGAAACCCGAGAAUAUUAUACCGCGUCGGCUACAUUGGCACAGAGAGGGUGUUGCUUCUUUGAAGUGGUCUGUAGAUGGUAACUACCUCAUCUCCGGUGGCAAAGAGACAGUCCUUGUGAUAUGGCAGUUGACCACGGGGAAGAAGGAACACCUACCCCAUUUGACCUCAGAGAUCGAGAGUGUGGUCGUGUCGCCUUCCGGCACCUCCUACGCGGUUCGCCUGGCGGACAAUUCUUUGAUCGUCUUAUCAACAACAGAGUUGAAGCCAAAGACCAGUAUUGCCGGUAUUCAAUCUAGAAGAGUCCUCCACCAAGGCUCGGAAUCGUCGCAAUCGGGCACACUUCCUUCUGUCCUGCAAAAGUCAAGUAACCCAGUUGCAGCCUAUGGGAAAGUCCCAAUGGCUGUAAACCCAUUGAACUCCAACCAGAUACUGUUGCCGAUUCCCUCUUCUCAGCCACGAAGCGAGAUGAGCGAUCAAAGGCUUCCUGCGCCAUAUCUCCAGACUUUCGACAUCUCUACCGCUCGCCACGUCUCUCGUCAGGCACUCACACGUAACAAUGCGACCAACUUUAAUCUAGGACCAGAGCGAUUAAAGUUGCGAGAGCCGGAUGUCAAGCUUAUGCAGCUGAGUCAUGACGGUAAAUGGCUUGCAACCGUAGAAGACUGGGCUCCACCACCUACGGAUGUCGAACAUAUCUCAGAAAAUGACAAAGAUGCUGCUAAAGAACAGUCUUUACGCCGUGAAAUUUACCUGAAAUUCUGGCUAUGGAAUCACCAGAAGGGAGUCUGGAGUUUGGAGGCGAGAAUAAACACACCGCAUCUCUUUCCAGACGACAUGUCAACCUGCCAAGUCAUUGACCUUGUUUCCCAUCCUACAGAGGUUGGGUUCGCAACCAUUGGUGAGGAUAGCUUCGUCAGAGUCUGGAAACCAAAAGUCAGACGGCGAGAUGGAGCUGUAGUUCGAUCAGCUACUUCCGAUGCCCUGUAUACUUGGUCAAAUUCUUGCUCUAUCGAGUUGGAGACUUCAAUUCAGCCCCCUGAGACGAAGAAAAGACCACUGUCCUCGUCUUUACCGCUCGCAGCAUGUUUGGCAUAUUCCGCCGAUGGUUCUGCACUGGCGGCCACUCAAGAUUGGGGCUUCAACACUGCACCAGGCCUGGUCCAUCUGAUUAACACCAAAGCAGGCGUUGUACACCGGUCUCUCCCAAAUCUCUACAUCCAGAAGCUCGCUGCCUUGGCGUUUGUUGGACAGUACCUCGUUGUGGUAUCGGAGUCUGUCACCGUCUGGAACCUAGUCGACGAUGAGCUCAGCUACAGCCAUUCCAUCAACCUGAACCAAUCCGAUUAUACCCAUCAAAAUUCACUAAUUCACCUCGCGGUAAACGCACAAGAUGGCACUUUCGCCGUCGCUUUCCCGAGCCUUCAGUUCGACCAACUUGCAUCGAAAAAGUCCAAAGCCCCUGCCCCGAAGAUCCGCAAGGCGUCGUCCACCAUCAUCAUCUUCGACCCUUCGAGACCAAAGCCUCUUCACAGCUCUGGCCUCCCCGAUGUUGUGAUGGCGCUGCGCCCAACGCUCAACGGCAGCGGCUACAUCACGCUCGACUCGGCGGCAGAGGUUCGCAUCAUCAACCCGAAGUCGAGCGCGUCGAUUCCCCUUAUCGGUCCCAUCGCCAAACCUGAUCAGUCUCUUGCUACAGCAGGAGAGGUGGAGGAAGAAGUGGAGGACAUGGACGUCGAUGAUGAAGAAGAGGUUAUCGUGCCUGCUGCGGUCAAGGACAGCGAGAUGACGGAUGAUGAGAUCGAAGAUACCGAGAACGAUAAGCCGGUUGUGCGGCCGGAGCAUUUGGCGCAGAUAUUCGAUGUUGGGCCAUCUUUUGCCGGGCAGUCGAUGAAGGAGCUGUUCAACGCGGUCGUGGGGUUGUAUGCCAGGAAACCGAGGGUGCGGUGGGAGCAGGAGGUCACGGUUGGGAUCUGAACUUGGGCUGUUGAGAGUUGUGUACAGCGCAGGGAAGCUUUUGGAACUGUUAUAGUAGUAGGCUUUCACGAGUCGACUUGAGUCGGCCAUUGUAUAAUCAUGGCAUAGUCAAGCGUUCGGAGCAACCAAAUUCAGACGUCUUUCUUGGUCAAUAACUUUUGCUUUACUUCAAUCCUGCAUCUUUUCAGCGCUAUUCAAAAGCCUCAAUGCAUGAAGAACCAACAACCCAUUAAUCUCACCAACACCCGUGAUGUCGUCUACCCACACGUCCCAAAAUCAUCCUGGCACCCGCUGCUCGCCAGGCAGUAAUCCGCUGUCGAUCCA
Molecule: messenger RNA, 3529 nt
Organism: Mytilinidion resinicola
Lineage: Eukaryota; Fungi; Ascomycota; Dothideomycetes; Mytilinidiales; Mytilinidiaceae
Product: WD40 repeat-like protein
Exons: 3
Coding region: 191-3205 (1004 amino acids)
Biological process (GO): positive regulation of rRNA processing; positive regulation of transcription by RNA polymerase I
Cellular component (GO): nucleolus
Molecular function (GO): RNA binding; protein binding
Source: RefSeq, a predicted model, not a curated record